Messenger RNA from Epinephelus moara (kelp grouper), 2424 nucleotides. It is a transcript of the gene lipg, whose product is annotated as lipase, endothelial. Bases 215 to 1717 code for a protein of 500 amino acids. Lineage: Eukaryota; Metazoa; Chordata; Actinopteri; Perciformes; Serranidae. The transcript is spliced from 10 exons. Gene Ontology annotation, molecular function: lipoprotein lipase activity; protein binding. Gene Ontology annotation, biological process: lipid metabolic process. The record is from RefSeq and is a predicted model, not a curated record.
AAAACUCUAAUGAGACACUUGAUGCAAGUUUGUACGUUUCUCGAGCAGUGCUUGCACCGGCGCGCACCAAAACGCACCACCGGCUCCACUGCUCUUUGUCACCACUGGAUUUAAACUCAUUCCCCUACCUAACGCGCUACCACCGGCAAUACCAAAAGAAAUUUUAUAUUCCAAGGAAGCUUUUAAUUCCUCCAAACUCGCCUGUGACUGAGAAAUGAAUCAUAAAGCGCUUUUACUGUGGAUUUUCCUACAGUGUGCUGCUGCGCUCUUCUCAUCCGCUGUUGGGGAAAACGCUGUUCUUAAAGGUGAAGACGGUGAAUUGGAUGGACUGCCAACAGACAGCAAAGCUCUCAGUGGCCUUGUCAAGUACAACAUGAGGAAGAAUUUAGAUCUGGACCAGGAUGGCUGCUACCUGCAGGCUGGGAAGAAGGAGUGUCUAGAGGAGUGUGGCUUCAACGCUACAGCCAAGACCAUCUUCAUCAUCCAUGGCUGGACGAUGAGUGGGAUAUUUGAAAGCUGGAUGUACAAGCUGGUCUCUGCAGUGAUGCAGCGAGAGAGCGAUGCCAAUGUGGUUGUUGUUGAUUGGAUAGCCAUGGCUCAGCAGCUGUACCCCGACGCAGUAAACCACACCCAUGAUGUCGGCCUCAGCAUCGCCGAAAUGCUCAACUGGCUUCAGGAUGAGCAGCAGUUGCCUUUGGAGAAAGUGCACCUGAUUGGCUACAGUUUGGGCGCUCAUGUGGCUGGUUAUGCUGGAACAUAUGUGCGAGGGACCAUUGGCAGAAUCACUGGUCUAGACCCAGCAGGACCAAUGUUUGAGGGUGUAGAGGAGAGGAAGCGCCUCUCCCCUGAUGAUGCCGCCUUUGUGGACGUUCUGCACACGUACACUCGAGAGGCUUUGGGUGUGAGCAUCGGGAUCCAGCAGCCAAUUGGGGACAUUGACAUCUACCCCAAUGGUGGUGAAGUGCAGCCCGGCUGUUCACUGGGUGACGUGUUGACAGUGGCUGGAAAUUUCAUGGAGGUGAUGAAGUGCGAGCAUGAGCGCGCUGUGCACUUGUUUGUUGACUCUUUGAUGAACAAGGAGCACAUGAGCUUCGCCUACCAGUGCACCGGCCCCGAUCGCUUCAAGAAGGGCAUCUGCCUCAGCUGCCGCAAAAAUCGCUGCAACAACAUCGGCUACAAUGCCAGGAAGAUGCGCAAGAGGCGCAACAGUAAAAUGUAUCUGAAGACACGUGCUGACACUCCAUUUGGAGGCUACCACUAUCAGAUGAAGAUGCACGUGUUCAACAGAAAAAAGUUUGACAAUGCAGAUCCCACCUUCCAUGUCAAGUUGUACGGAGCCCAGAAUGAUACAGAGAAGAUAUUUGUCGAUGUCCAUGAUGAGACUAUUGGUCUGAACCUGACCAACACCUUCUUGGUGUUCACUGAGAAGGAUAUUGGUGACCUGCUGAAGAUCAGUCUGAGCUGGGAAGGAGAAGCCGAAUCCUGGAACUCUGUCUGGAAGAACAUUAAGAAGACGUUCUGGGCCUGGAACGCCAAGCCUCCCAAACCUGUGCUGGAAGUCCGGCGGAUUCGCGUGAAAGCUGGGGAAACGCAGAAGAAGUUUACGUUCUGUGCCCAAGAUCCUGCAAAAACCCAAAUUUCACCAGGGGACUCCAUAACUUUCCUGAAAUGUCGUGAUGGCUGGGAAGUGAAGCCAAGAAAAAGGGUGCCCAUGUAACAACUCUACACUUUCAACAACAAAUGCACCAUCACCAUGGGGGACCCAACAUGGAUCAGCGAGAAGCUCUGCCUUCUCUUUAUAUGAGCACUUUUUGUAGGAGGAAGAUUGAUCAGCGCACGGUGGGAGGGGCUCUACCAGAAUCUUGACUGCACCUGGAAGGUCUCCAUCGGUUUCUGGAGACAAGGACUCUGGGGGUCUGUCCAGCGUAUACCAGACGGCUGGAAAAUGUUGCGCCGGCUGGAAGCAAAGGACAGUCCAAAAUGUGUUGAUUGCCCAUGGAGUUACAGAACGUUCCUUUGUGUGGACUAGUGAGGUAGAAUACAGAUCUGUGCCAGUGGACAUACACCAGCAAUUGUAGUCGCUGUACUGUACAUUUUAAAAUAUUUUUUUAUUUAUAAGAAAAAUGGAAGCACUGCAAGACCAACGUUAUUUAUCAGAGCACAUCCUACAAUGAAGCAUAUGUUGAAUGAAUUUCUCCUAGAUGCAGUAUUUUGUGUGAGUGUGUGUAUGUGUAUUGUGUGGGUGUUUGUUUGUGACCAAGAAGUGUGCCUUUCUGCUGAGAGAUUACUGAAACACUGUAUAACUGAUGGAGAUACCUGAUCUCAUUGCACACAGUUUUGUGCAUCGUGUUACUGUUACUGUAUGUGGCUUACUUUGGGGGUGUGUUCAUGUACAUACUGUAAAUAACUUUUUGGAAAAAUAAA